Messenger RNA from Chrysoperla carnea, 723 nucleotides. Its product is annotated as gastrula zinc finger protein XlCGF71.1-like. NCBI's taxonomy places the organism in Eukaryota, Metazoa, Arthropoda, Insecta, Neuroptera, Chrysopidae. Bases 1 to 723 code for a protein of 240 amino acids. The record is from RefSeq and is a predicted model, not a curated record. The transcript has 2 exons. Gene Ontology annotation, cellular component: nucleus.
AUGGCUAACAUUGAAUUUGUUGAUCCUUUGCUAAUCAAAGAAGAACCUAUCGAAAAUGAAGAACAAUUAAAUACCGAAUUGACAUUUCUAAAUACCGAAUUAACUUGUGAAAAAAUAUUUACUAAAAAACUAACUUUAAUUGCACAUCAAACAAUUCAUACCGGAGAAAAAUCAUUUUUUUAUUGUGACGUGUGUGGUAAAAAAUGUAUCAAGAAAUCGGAUUUAGUUAGACAUUAUCGUAUGCAUACUGGCGAAAGACCUUUUCCUUGUGAUAUUUGCAAUAAAGCAUUUAAAGGAAAAUCCGAAUUAAAUAGACAUAGUCGUCUUCAUACAGGAGAAAAACCAUUUUCGUGUGAUAUGUGUGAAAAAACAUUUAAUGAUAAACAUUAUUUAGCAACACAUAGGCGAAUUCACAUUGAAGGAAAACCCUUUUUAUGUGGUGUUUGCGGGAAAUCAUUUGAUCGCCAAUCACAUUUAAUUCAGCAUGAACGAGUUCAUACUGGAGAAAAACCCUUUUCAUGUAAUGUUUGUGACAGGCAUAAACGAUCUCAUACUGGAGAAAAACCAUUUUCUUGUGAUGUUUGUAAUAAGAAUUUUGGAUAUAAAAACGAUUUAGUACGGCAUAAACGAAUUCACACUGGAGAAAAACCUUAUUCGUGUAACGUAUGUAACAAAAAUUUUAAUCAGAAAAGUACUUUAAAUAGUCAUAGGCGAAUUCACUAA